AUGGUAAAUAUUAAAGUAAAAUUUGGAUCAAUUUCUCGUCGCCUUGGAAUUUCCUCAACCACGACUUGGUCAGAAUUCGAAACUCAAUUGCAUACUUUAUUUAAUAUUCCUCAAAACGUUCCUAUCGUCACUACUUAUACUGAUGAGGAUGGCGAUAUUAUUACACUUUCGAGUGAUAUAGAACUUCAAGAAGUUCUUUCUAAUUCAUCCAAUAAUACGAUCAAAUUCAAUUUAACCACGUCAAAUGGGAAUAAUUUUAAUAACAUGUUUGAUAGAGGAAGGUCAAUCGAUACUAUGAUAGAUGAAGAAACUUUUAGUUUAAUUAACGGUGUAUCCGCCAUUCAAAUUGAAGAAUCAAAUAAUAACAACAGACAUGUCACCAUAACAGAUGAAGAAGAAAUUCCUGGAGAGACUUCAAAAAAAGCCGCUGAAUCUACUAACAACGUUACACGAAACAAUUCUAAAGUUAUUAGUGACGAUGAUCCGGAAAUUAUUGUGAUUGUAGCCACUAAUCCUUGGUCACAAAGACGUCGCGCUCAUUGUAGUGCACAAAGAUUCAGCGGAUUUAAUCCAUAUUAUUACACAUUUGGUGAAAGAUCUCGUCGUGGAAAUACACAAUCGGAUCCCAACAACUCUGGAGAAAGUAAUAGAUUCGCCGCUUCUCGUAGUUACGGGUGUGGUAGGCGCCAUCGUAGAAAUCAACAAAUUCCAUCAGAAGUUGUAGCAGAAAAGGUAAACGUUUUGAAUACAAUGGGAUUUGUUGAUGAUAAUUUAGAAGGAUUAGUAAAGAAAUAUAAUGGAAAUCUCGAGUACAUUAUUGAGGUUUUAUUAUUAAAUCAACGAAACGGACAAAAGGACGAAAACGAAAUAAAAAAGGAUAAUGAUGAUGAACAAUCAAUGGAAGUCGAAGAGAAUACGCCACCAUAUGUUUUAUAA
Funneliformis geosporum is the source of this 936-nucleotide messenger RNA. The record is from the annotation of a GenBank genome assembly. NCBI's taxonomy places the organism in Eukaryota, Fungi, Glomeromycota, Glomeromycetes, Glomerales, Glomeraceae.